Messenger RNA from Brassica oleracea var. oleracea, 1981 nucleotides. RefSeq names its product probable galacturonosyltransferase 12. The record is from RefSeq and is a predicted model, not a curated record. The transcript has 5 exons. Gene Ontology annotation, molecular function: polygalacturonate 4-alpha-galacturonosyltransferase activity. Bases 64 to 1668 code for a protein of 534 amino acids. Lineage: Eukaryota; Viridiplantae; Streptophyta; Magnoliopsida; Brassicales; Brassicaceae.
CGACAUCCAUCUCCUUUCAGACAAACCCACGUUCAGAAAAGAACAGAGAGAGACAUAAAAGAGAUGCAGUUACAUAUAUCUCCAAGCUUGAGACUUGUGACGGUCGUCAAAGGGAAAGGACUAAGAGAGUUCAUAAAAGUGAAGGUUGGUUCAAGAAGAUUCUCGUAUCAAAUGAUGUUUUAUUCUCUGCUCUUCUUUACUUUUCUUCUCCGGCUCGUCUUCCUUCUCUCCACCGUUGAUACUAUCGACGGUGCCUCUCCUUGCUCCUCUCUUGCUUGCUUGGGAAAAAGACUAAAGCCAAAGCUUUUAGGAAGAAGGGUUGAGACUGGUAAUGUCCCAGAAGCUAUGUACCAAGUUUUGGAACAGCCUCUAAGUGAAGAAGAGCUAAAAGGAAGAUCAGACAUACCACAAACACUUGAAGAUUUCAUCUCUGAAGUCAAAAGAAGCAAAUCAGACGCAAGAGAAUUUGCACAAAAGCUUAAAGAAAUGGUGACACUGAUGGAACAGAGAACAAGAACCGCUAAGAUCCAAGAGUAUUUAUACCGACACGUCGCAUCAAGCAGCAUACCAAAACAACUUCACUGCUUAGCUCUCAAACUAGCCAACGAACAUUCCAUAAACGCAGCCGCACGUCUCCAGCUUCCAGAAGCAGAACUAGUCCCAACCUUAGUCGACAACAACUACUUUCACUUUGUCUUGGCUUCAGACAAUGUACUUGCAGCUUCUGUCGUGGCUAAGUCUCUGGUUCAGAACUCCUUAAGGCCUCAUAAGAUCGUUCUUCACAUCAUAACUGAUAGGAAAACUUAUUUCCCUAUGCAAGCUUGGUUCUCACUGCAUCCUCUGUCUCCAGCGGUAAUUGAAGUCAAGGCUCUGCAUCAUUUUGAUUGGUUAUCGAAAGGGAAAGUUCCGGUUUUAGAAGCUAUGGAGAAGGAUCAGAGAGUGAGGUCUCAGUUCAGAGGCGGAUCAUCGGUCAUUGUGGCUGAUAACAACGAGAACCCAGUUGUUGUUGCUGCUAAGUUACAAGCUCUUAGCCCUAAAUACAACUCCAUGAUGAAUCACAUCCGUAUUCAUCUACCAGAGUUGUUUCCGAGCCUAAACAAGGUUGUGUUUCUAGACGAUGACAAUGUGAUCCAAACUGAUCUUUCACCACUUUGGGACAUUGACAUGGAUGGGAAAGUUAAUGGAGCAGUGGAGACAUGUAGAGGAGAAGACAAGUUUGUCAUGUCAAAGAAGUUCAAGAGUUACCUCAAUUUCUCAAACCCGAUCAUUGCCAGAAACUUCGACCCUGAGGAAUGUGCUUGGGCUUACGGGAUGAAUGUUUUCGAUCUAGCGGCUUGGAGAGAGACUAACAUUACCUCCACUUACUAUCAUUGGCUCGACGAGAACUUAAAGUCAGACCUGAGUUUGUGGCAGCUGGGAACCUUGCCUCCAGGGUUGAUAGCUUUCCACGGCCAUGUCCAGACCAUAGAUCCGUUCUGGCAUAUGCUUGGUCUCGGGUACCAAGAGAAAACAAGCUUUUCUGAUGCUGAAAGUGCAGCUGUUGUUCAUUUCAAUGGAAGAGCUAAGCCUUGGCUUGAUAUAGCGUUUCCUCAUCUACGUCCUCUUUGGGCUAAGUAUCUUGAUCCCUCUGAUAGGUUCAUCGAGAGCUGUCACAUUAGAGCAUCAUAAUAAUAAUCACAUACAAACUAAGUUCACACGUUGGCUAAAAGAACCAGAGAAGAGAUUCCCAGAUCAAUUCAUAGGAGCAAACUUUUCUGCAAAUUCACUGGUCAUGUUUUUGCAGUCUCUUCUGUUUCUAAUUCUUUUGUACUUCCAAACUCUAAUGGCGAGAAAAAAAAAACACAUUCUAUAUAUUAAUGUAAGAGCCAUCUGCCUAACUCUACUUAAAUUUACAUGUAAAUAGAUAACAUUGCGCCAAGCAAUUGGAGUUUACAGUUGUUCAGCAGAUAACAGUUAUUCAAACGACCAUAACACGAUAAAA